AUGGAUAUUUCUGUUGAAUCAACACCUGUCGAUUCGGAAAGACCUAUGUCGGAUGUUGAGGAAACAACUCCAAUAGCAGUAACCGAUUUUGAAGCCUAUGCAAAUAAAAUUUUACCAGAACUUGGCCAAGAAGUUGAAGAUUUUAAAUAUAGUACAUGGACAAUUAAAAGUUGGAAGUCUUUGGAUAAAAGAACAACAGGACCUGAAUUUGAAGCUGGUGGAUGGAAGUGGCGGAUUUUGCUAUUUCCAUCCGGAAACAAUAACCCGGAUAGUGUUUCAAUUUAUUUAGACUUUGCAGAUCCAAAAGGUGCUCCGGCGGGUUGGCACUCAUGUGUACAGUUUGCUUUGGUUUUAUGGAAUCCUGAAGAUCCAACAACUUGUAUGAGCCAUCACGCACACCAUCGAUUUACAGCUGAAGAAUCAGAUUGGGGAUUUACACGGUUUUAUGACAUUCGAAAAAUGUUUCAAUCUGUUGAUAAUCGAACACGGCCAUUUGUAGAAAACGACGUAACAAACAUUACGGCGUUUGUGCGUGUACUGAAAGAUCCUACAGGUGUCUUAUGGCAUAAUUUUAACAAGUAUUUUACCUACUUUCUUUCUAUCAUUCAAAGCUUAGUUCGUAAAUAUUUUCUUUUGUUAUGGCCUUCAAUAUUUCUGUUAACCUCUUCAUACAGUUAUGAUUCAAAGAAAGAGACCGGCUAUGUCGGACUAAAGAAUCAAGUAUACCAAAUUCCAACGGAGGAAGAUGAGCCUGUCAAAAGUGUUUCCCUCGCCUUACAGCGCGUCUUCUAUCAAUUACAGACUUCAGAAACUCCAGUGGGUACGACGGAACUAACAAAAUCUUUUGGUUGGGAUUCCUUGGAUUCUUUUAUGCAACAUGAUGUUCAAGAAUUUAAUCGAGUAUUACAAGACAACCUUGAAGGGAAAAUGAAGAACACCAAAGCUGAUGGUGCCAUUACCAAGCUUUUCGUUGAUAUUCAAUUGAAUGUGAAAGGAUGCAAGACAUUAAGAGAUUCAUUUAAAGAUUAUAUACAAGAAGAAACACUAGAAGGUGAAAAUAAAUAUCAGGCUGAAGGCUAUGGUUUACAAGAAGCCAAGAAAGGUGUAAUAUUUGAAAGUUUUCCUCCCGUACUUCAUUUACAAUUAAAAAGAUUUGAGUAUGAUAUUCAAAGAGAUGCCAUGGUCAAGAUUAAUGAUCGCCAUGAGUUUCCAAUGGAAAUUGAUUUAGAAGAAUUUUUAUCUUCUGAUGCAGAUAGUGUACUUGUUCAUAGUGGUGAUUUACAUGGAGGACAUUAUUUUGCAUUAUUAAAACCUGAAAAAGAUGGAAGAUGGUUUGUCUUAAAUUGCAUAUACAUAUUAGUAACGCCCGUGACAGAUAAAGAAGUAUUAGAGGACAAUUAUGGUGGAGAGAGUACCAACAAUAGUCCACUUCAUAAUCUAAGACCUGGUUCAAGAAAUAUCAAACGCUUCACAAAUGCUUAUAUGUUGGUAUAUAUUCGUGAAUCUGACCUUGAUAACAUACUAUCACCUGUAAUUCCUGAAGAUAUACCAGAACAUUUACAAAGACGUCUUGAAGAAGAAAAAAGAUUUUAUGAACAAAAGAAAAAAGAAGCCGAGGAAAGGCAUUUAUAUGCACAAGUUAGGCUUGUUACUGAAGAUACUUUCAAAGCACAUCAAGGAUUUGAUCUUGCCAAUUUUGACGAGCGACAAUACCCUUUAUCAAAUCUUCAACCAUUAAAAGUUCUUAAAACGAGUACAUUCAAUGAUUUUAAAGAGAAGGUGGCAGCUGAGUAUGACAAAUCACCUGAUCAAAUUCGUUUUUGGGCUCUUGUCAACAGGCAAAAUAAAACUGUCAGACCUGAUGCACCAAUACCACCUGUUCAUCAUAAUUUAACGAUGGAAGACAUUUGUGUUAAAUUUGCACCACGUAUGCAUGAAUUGAGAUUAUACUUGGAGAUUGCAGAUAAAACUUUAAAUGGCAAAUGGUUCCCUGGAACAGAUGGAAAUGCUUUUAUAAUAGUAUUUCUGAAAUUUUUUGAUCCUUAUACACAAGUUUUAGAAUGCCUAGGUUCUCUAUAUAUACAAAAAUCUGAUAAAGUUGGUGAAAUUUUCCCAUUUCUAUGUGAAAAAAAGGAUCUUCCACCGAAUACACCAUUAAGUGUAUAUGAAGUAAAAGAAAUGAAACCAAAAUCAACAUUUCAACAAUCUGAAAUACAGGACGGAGAUAUAAUUUGUUACCAAAGAACUUUAACAGAAAGAGAGUACGGAAUAAUUAAAGAAAUAUUGCAUAAAAAUCGUGAUCCAAAAGAAUUUGAAUUAGUUCUAAAUAAAAAAAUGACUUAUGAUGCUGUUGCUGAAGAAGUUGGAACUUAUCUAAAUACAGAACCAUUAAAAUUAAGGUUUACUUCAGCAACAGGCGCGCCAAAAAAUAUUAUCAAGCGAACAACAACACAGAGUUUAACAGACAUGAUACAAACCACAUAUUCUAAUAAUGGAACACCGCCUUUAUUAUAUUAUGAAAUGUUGGAUGUUAGUAUUAUAGAACUUGAAACAAAAAAAUUUUUAAAAGUCAAUUGGCUUGGAACAAAAGUUAAAGACGAGGAAUUAAUUGAUAUACGUCUUGUAAAAACUGCAGUAACUAAAGAGGUAAUGGAAACGAUUUUAGAAAAAGUUACAUUAUCAGAACCUGAAGCUAAAAUUAGGAUGUAUGAAGUCACGAAUCAUAAAAUUCACAAAGAAUACCAAGGCAAUGAACCUAUAGAUCGAAUACAAGAUUAUGUAGUCUUAUAUGCUGAGGAAAUACCUAAAGAAGAACUUGAAAUGAGUUCUGAUGAUAAAAUUGUUCAAGUAUAUCAUUUCUCAAAAGAACCUUUACAUUCACAUGGAAUUCCGUUUAAAUUUGUAAUUAAAGCUGGUGAAGUUUUUACAGACACUAAAACACGACUUCAACAACGUCUUGGCAUGAAUGAAAAAGAAUUUGCUAAAGUUAAAGUUGCUGUUGUGCCAUCUUCCUCAUACCCAAAAGUAACAUAUGUAGAAGAUGAUCAAAUAUUAUCUGAAAAAAUAGAAAAAGAUGAGUAUUUAGGUCUUGACCAUGCAGAUAAAACUGGACGUGCAGGAAGGGUGGGGGGUGCUGAAAAGGCAAUAUAUAUUAGAGGAUAA
This is a messenger RNA of Entrophospora candida, 3162 nucleotides long. The record is from the annotation of a GenBank genome assembly. Lineage: Eukaryota; Fungi; Glomeromycota; Glomeromycetes; Entrophosporales; Entrophosporaceae.